UCCCUUUCCAGAGCCGCCGGUUUCUUAGAAACCGGGCGGCGCGUUCCCGGUGGCGGAGCGCUGGACUCCGGGGCCCGGACGUCCCCGCCACAGCCUCCUCUGCCGGCGGGUGACCGCUGAAAUCUGUCCGGACUCAUGGUCUCCCGUGAGGUGCGGGGCUAGCGAUGCCAGCGUGCCAGGAGCCAUGUCUGACCAGGACCGUGGGAUGGCCGUUUGCAUGCUGGAGGCUCUCGUGAGGAGAUGAGCUGGUGACAGAGAAGCCGACAUGAAGAUGCUCCCCGGAGUGGGUGUGUUUGGGACGGGCAGCUCCGCCCGAGUUCUGGUCCCACUGCUGAGGGCAGAGGGGUUCACGGUGGAGGCCCUGUGGGGGAAGACUGAGGAGGAGGCAAAGCAGCUGGCUGAGGAGAUGGACAUCGCCUUCUAUACCAGCCGGACCGAUGACGUCUUGCUGCAUCAAGAUGUGGACCUGGUGUGCAUCAACAUCCCCCCUCCGCUCACCCGGCAAAUAUCCGUGAAGGCGCUAGGAAUUGGGAAGAAUGUGGUUUGUGAGAAGGCGGCGACUUCGGUGGACGCCUUCCGCAUGGUGACGGCCUCGCGCUACUACCCGCAGCUGAUGAGCCUGGUGGGGAACGUGCUGCGCUUCCUGCCCGCCUUCGUGCGCAUGAAGCAGCUGAUCGCCGAGCAGUACGUGGGCGCCGUCCUCAUCUGCGACGCCCGCGUCUACUCGGGCAGCCUGCUCAGCCCCAGCUACGGCUGGAUCUGCGACGAGCUCAUGGGCGGUGGGGGUCUGCACACCAUGGGCACCUACAUCGUGGACCUGCUCACCCACCUGACUGGCCGGAGGGCAGAGAAGGUGCACGGGCUGCUCAAGACCUUCGUGAGGCAGAACGCGGCCAUCCGGGGCAUCCGGCACGUCACCAGCGAUGACUUCUGUUUCUUCCAGAUGCUCAUGGGUGGGGGGGUGUGCAGCACAGUGACACUCAACUUCAACAUGCCGGGCGCCUUUGUGCACGAGGUCAUGGUGGUGGGCUCCGCGGGACGCCUGGUCGCCAGGGGAGCUGACCUCUACGGGCAGAAGAACUCCGCCACGCGAGAGGAGCUGCUGCUGAGGGACUCGCUGGCCGUGGACGCGGGGCUGCCCGGCCAGGGGCCCCAGGACGUCCCCCUGCUCUACCUGAAGGGCAUGGUCUACAUGGUGCAGGCCCUGCGCCAGUCCUUCCAGGGGCAGGGCGACCGCCGCACCUGGGACCACACCCCCGUCUCCAUGGCCGCCUCCUUCGAGGACGGGCUGUACAUGCAGAGCGUAGUGGAUGCCAUCAAGAGGUCGAGCAGAUCGGGGGAGUGGGAGGCUGUGGAGGUGCUGAAGGAGGAGCCCGAUGCCAACCAGAAUCUGUGCGAGGCGCUCCAGCGGAAUAACCUGUGAGGCGGCUUGUGGGCUCCUGCCAUGGGGCCCCGGGGCCCAGGACAGACCAGGAACGGGGAUGGGAGGUCUUGGCGCUCACGCAGUAUCUUUGAUUUAACAAGUCCACUUGAGGUAGGGUCUGGGUGAGGCCACAGGUGGCCCUGGGAAAUGGCCUCUCCAGCAGCUUGUUUCGGUCUGCUCAUGUCCACACAGACAGGGCCGUGACGCCCCCGCGGUGGCCAAGAGGACGCGCCAGGUGCACAGGCCGAGCCGGGUCUCUGUGUCACACUGGUGAGCGUGGCCAGCAAAAGCUUGACUUGGGGGAUUCUUGCAGCCUGAUUUAUGGUCCUGCCUAGAUGAGAAAACAAAACAACGGCCAGCUUGGCCGAUUCUUCAGGCCCGAGGAGAGAGACAAGCACUCUUGUUUCUAGACCCUUCCUGGGCUAGGGCAUCUCAGGAAUGGGAGGGCAGCAAGUCAGCCCUGAGCGAUACACUGCUCUCCCACCCACGGGCUGAGCCCUUCUGCCUACAGGCUCCCCUUCCCUGGCUGGGCGGAGGGUGCGCUUCCCUACAUGAGCUCUCAGGCUGUUGGCCCGGGGCAAAGGGCACCUGACUUGGCAGAAAGGAGGUAAGGGAGAGCUCCGGAACAUCUGAUAAAUGUUAAUAAAUCAAAAAUUAUAGCA
Molecule: messenger RNA, 2085 nt
Organism: Condylura cristata (star-nosed mole)
Lineage: Eukaryota; Metazoa; Chordata; Mammalia; Eulipotyphla; Talpidae
Gene: GFOD2
Product: glucose-fructose oxidoreductase domain containing 2
Exons: 3
Coding region: 266-1423 (385 amino acids)
Biological process (GO): extracellular matrix organization
Cellular component (GO): extracellular matrix
Molecular function (GO): nucleotide binding
Source: RefSeq, a predicted model, not a curated record